UUGGCAACAACUGGGACUCAAUUAAAUGAGACUCCAGAGUCCCCAAAAACCUGCUCUCACCUUCUUCCACAGCGAAGUCAAAAACCAUCUGACCUGUGGAAGCCAAAAUCUCGCUCUUCGACUCUUCACUUCAGCUUCAGUGAGAAAACCACCUGCUACUGUUCGCUUGGGUCUCCUUCCAUCUCUUCUGCAGGUUCAAUUUUUCACUCUCCCCUCCAAUCCCCUCAGUCAAAAUGCUAAACAGAAAAAUACAUUAUUCGGGACAAAUAUUCACACCGUGGCAGCACGGCAGCAUGGCCUCACGCGCCGCCGCCGGGAGAUGGCCUGGGAGCAGCUCCACUCCGGCCCCUGGCACUCCGUCCUCCCCGUCUGGCGCGACGCCGACGCAAUGGCCUGCCUCCACGUCGCCAAGCUCCACUUCGCCGCAGCUGAGUUCACCGACGCGCUCCGCGCCCUCGACAUGGGCCUCCUCAUGGGCGGCCCGAUUUUUAAAUCGGACCUCCACUCCGCCAUGACUAAAGUCCCCGCUAAAUCCAGAGCCGCCGCUAGGGUUCCCGAACAAAACGGCCCCAAUUUGGACCGCCGGUUGGUCCGUGACGACCUCAAAGCAACGGAGGUUAGGUUCGUAAUUUCACAUUCACUUCUGAAUUUCACACAAUGA
This is a messenger RNA of Rosa chinensis, 661 nucleotides long. RefSeq names its product lysine-specific demethylase JMJ30. NCBI's taxonomy places the organism in Eukaryota, Viridiplantae, Streptophyta, Magnoliopsida, Rosales, Rosaceae. The transcript has a single exon. Bases 26 to 661 code for a protein of 211 amino acids. The record is from RefSeq and is a predicted model, not a curated record.